AGGCCGACACAUGUCCUGCUUUAGUCUCAGUGGAUAACAAGCCUCCGACAGUCUGACAGAACAACAGCACUGCUGAGAGGACAUGAGAGGAUACCGAGGCGUUAAGUACACCUUAUUCAUCUUCUGCUACUUCUUUUGGGUUGUGAGUGCCAUACUUACAGCAGUGGGGAUCUAUGCUAAGAUCGCCAGAGAGAAAGAUGUGGUUGACACCCUGACGGUUGAUCCCGCUCUACUGUUGAUCGUCGUCGGCUCUGUGAUGUUCCUCAUCACGUUCCUCGGAUGUUUCGGGGCACUGCGUAACACCAUCUGCUUGCUGAAGAUGUUUGUGGGACUCCUGGUGGCCAUUUUACUCUUGCAGAUCGCAGCUGCAUUCGUGGGAUACUUUUUCACUGAUACGGUGAUGGAGAGAACUGAGAGGCUGAUGAUGAAGGCAAUUGAACGAUACAGGGAGGACCAAGACCUGGAGAACGCCAUUGACUUCAUCCAGAAGAAGUUCCAGUGCUGUGGAGUUGAAAGCUAUAAAAACUGGUCCCGUAACGCCUACUUUGAGUGUUCGGACACCAACCCGAGUCUGGAGGCCUGUGGAGUUCCCUUCUCCUGCUGCAUUCGCUUGCAGAACCAGACUGUACUGAACACCAUGUGUGGUUAUGGGAUGCAGCAGCUGGAGGAGAAACUGGCCCGUCAAGACAUAUUCACCAUCGGCUGCCUGGAUAAAAUUGUCUGGUGGGCCAAACACAAUCUGCUUCUGGUGGCUGGUCUGACCGCCGGCCUGCUGCUGCUCGAGGUCUGCAUGAUAGCUUUGGCUGCUGUUCAGAUCUGCUGGAUAAAAAACGUCCUACAGCGACAGGAAAGAAAAGCAGCUCAAAGCAAAUCGCAGAGGAAGGAGAGCCUCUGGUUUCCUCCUUUUGCAGAGUUUGAUGAUUAAUAAAACCCUUUGUUGAGAAAGUGGGGGAUGCUGUGUUUACACUGUGAAUUUAUAGGUUUGAGCUGUGGAUUUGAGGUUUGUACAGUGGGUGAACGCAUCGAUGCUGGGCUCCAGGAGGCAGUUGAAAUACUACCUCGUGUAAAGCCCUGAAACUCAGUUUUGUCAUUUUUAUGUAGCGCUCAGUGUUUCUCUUGCUGCCUUUCUACUAAACAGAAUUUAUAAUUCACCAAAAAGAUCUGAGUUAGUCAAAACAUGACAUGAACAGAUAUGUUUUUUAUAAUGUGAAAAUGUUUCAUUAUCAUAUCAUGUGCAAGCUGUUCUUUGGUCAGUGAAAUAAGUCAGUCAGCCUCGUUCUGUCCAGUGUGAAGGCUUGUAAAGCUUAAAGUAAGCAUAGUUAAUGCUGUGAAAGCCUAAUGUAUUUCUAAAGCUAUCCAAGUACAUUUGUCACUCAGCCCCACUCUCCUGGCUGACUAAUCUCCCCGACCUCCUGAUGCCUGCGUUGCAUGUUUAUCAGCCAGGAGACUGAAGUUUGCGUCCUGUUUGUGGGACCUUCUGCAGCCUUUCAUCCCACUUGCUGUUUUGUUUUCAGCCGCCUGCACUAAAAGCUACUCGCUUUGGGCUUGUGACUCUGGAUGCAAUGUGACCCUUUACACUGAGGAAUGACAAACGCCAAAGGACACCUUGUGCAUAACUGAAGCACACCUGCUGCUUUAAUAAAUAUUCAUCAUGCUACAGCCCAGCAAUGAGAAUGACCUGCAUUUGACAUGGGAAAAGAAUGUGUUGGCUGUUUGGGAUCUAUAAACAAGAAAUGAAUGAACAUUGAAAGAAUAUUAUGUGCUUACAAAACUAACUAAAGUCUUUAUUUUGA
Maylandia zebra (zebra mbuna) is the source of this 1793-nucleotide messenger RNA. RefSeq names its product tetraspanin-33. The record is from RefSeq and is a predicted model, not a curated record. NCBI's taxonomy places the organism in Eukaryota, Metazoa, Chordata, Actinopteri, Cichliformes, Cichlidae. Gene Ontology annotation, cellular component: plasma membrane.